Messenger RNA from Neurospora tetraspora, 1506 nucleotides. Its product is annotated as hexokinase. The coding region runs from base 1 to 1506 and encodes 501 amino acids. Gene Ontology annotation, molecular function: fructokinase activity; ATP binding; glucokinase activity. Gene Ontology annotation, biological process: glucose metabolic process; mannose metabolic process; glucose 6-phosphate metabolic process. NCBI's taxonomy places the organism in Eukaryota, Fungi, Ascomycota, Sordariomycetes, Sordariales, Sordariaceae. The record is from RefSeq and is a predicted model, not a curated record. The transcript is spliced from 6 exons. Gene Ontology annotation, cellular component: cytosol; mitochondrion.
AUGGUUGGACUUGGACCUAAGCCUCCCUUUCCCAGAAAGGGCACCGGAACCCUCGAUAACAUUCCUAAGGACCUUCGCAAGGAGAUCGAGCACCUCGAGCGCCUCUUCACCGUCGAUGGCGCCAAGCUCAAGGAAGUCACCAACCACUUCGUCAAUGAGCUUGAGAAAGGUCUUAGUGUCCAGGGAGGGAGCAUCCCCAUGAACCCUACCUGGGUCAUGUCCUUCCCCGACGGCAACGAAACCGGUACCUAUCUGGCUCUGGACAUGGGUGGUACAAACCUACGUGUCUGCCAAGUCACUUUGACCGAGACAAAGUCCGAAUUCGACAUCAUCCAGUCCAAGUACCGCAUGCCUGAGGAGCUCAAGACGGGCGACGCCGAGGAGCUGUGGGAGUAUAUUGCCGACUGCCUCAUGCAAUUCAUUGAAACGCACCACGGAGACCCAACCAAGCUCGAUGCGCUUCCCCUCGGCUUCACUUUCUCCUAUCCUGCGACACAGCACUAUAUCGACGAGGGCGUUCUGCAGCGCUGGACCAAGGGUUUCGAUAUCGCUGGCGUAGAGGGCCAUAAUGUUGUCCCCAUGUUUGAGGCUGCCCUCAAACGCCGGGGAGUGCCUAUCAAGCUGACGGCGUUGAUCAACGACACUACGGGCACCCUGAUUGCCUCGGCAUACACUGAUCCUAAGAUGAGAAUUGGAUGCAUUUUCGGCACAGGUUGCAAUGCUGCGUAUAUGGAGAACUGUGGCUCUAUUCCCAAGCUCGCUCACAUGAACCUCCCACCGGAUAUGCCAAUGGCCAUCAACUGCGAAUGGGGAGCUUUUGACAACGAGCAUAAGGUCUUGCCUCGUACUCCUUACGACGUCAUUAUUGACAAGGAUUCGCCGCGCCCCGGUCAGCAGUCUUUCGAGAAGAUGGUCGCAGGGUUGUAUCUGGGUGAAAUCUUCCGCCUCGUCUUGGUUGACCUCCACGACAACCACGAGACCCACAUCUUCCCUGGCCAGGAUAUUGCCAAGCUUCGAAAGGCCUAUAGCCUCGACUCGUCCUUCCUUUCCCUCAUCGAAGAGGAUCCGUUUGAGAACCUUUCCGAAACCUUUGAGCUGUUCCAGACCAAGCUGGGGCUUACUCCCACCGGCCCCGAACUGGAGCUGAUUCGUCGCACCGCCGAGCUAAUCGGCACCCGCGCCGCUCGCCUCUCCGCCUGCGGCGUUGCUGCCAUCAGCAAGAAGAAGGGAUAUAAGGAGUGCCACGUUGGUGCUGACGGGUCCGUUUUCAACAAGUAUCCCAAUUUCAAGGCUCGCGGUGCGCAAGCACUCCGUGAGAUCCUGGACUGGCCCGAGAAGGCGGACCCCAAGGAAGAUGAUCCGAUCGAGAUUCUCGCCGCCGAGGACGGAAGCGGUGUUGGUGCUGCCUUGAUCGCUGCCCUGACGAUGCAACGGAUCAAGCAAGGAAAUAUGCACGGUAUCCUGCACCCAGAGAACUUCAGAACUACCGAGCCUCUGCCUGCGUAA